Messenger RNA from Cuscuta europaea, 1292 nucleotides. Lineage: Eukaryota; Viridiplantae; Streptophyta; Magnoliopsida; Solanales; Convolvulaceae. The record is from the annotation of a GenBank genome assembly.
UUGAAGAUCAUUUAAUUGUGAAUCAAGUUUGUCACAUAUCUUGUAAUAGAUUAGCUUUAUUAUAUCCUUGUAUUCAAUAUUUGUAUUUAUUAGGAUAAAUGAUAUGGGGCCAAUGUGUCAGGCCCAUAUCAGGUUGAAAACCUUUCCGCCAACCCUAUACCUGCGCGUAUAAAAAGGCGCUUCAGGUUAAGGGUUGCGUUAACUUUCGUACUCGUUCCAAAUAGCCUUAGCGCAAUAUUCUUCUCUGUACGAGUUCACGGUAUAUCAAGGAAGGUUAUCAUCGAUCAUCUUGUGUUCAUCUUUAUCGUUAAUCUUCUACUUGUUAUACUAUUAAUCUUUGCUGUAGUAGAAAACAGGGACUAACAAAUUGCAAGUUUUGAAAUCUCAGAUUACCUACUUCCUAAUGCCAUUCCACCACAUCUUCAAGCCCAAGCCGAACAACCCGAACAAAUCGAGCAUCAAGAAGCCCAAGAAAAUGCCCAACAUGAUAUCCCUGACCCCCCUCAAAACCCACCACCACAAGACAUUCUCCAACAACUUUUGGCGGGUCAACAAUCCCUCCUAACCGGAUUUCAAAACAUGGGCCUCGAAUACACAAGAAUGGGAGGACAAUUUGCCCAUCUUCAAGAAGAAAUUGGCCACUAUUGGGAGGAGAAAAGGGUAAGGGAUCAAAGAAUAGAGGAGUAUCGGGCAGAGCAACAAGCGGCUUUCCAAAGAAUGGAGGAGCUACGGCAAGCUGACCUCCAUCGCUAUGAAGAAGACUAUCGUAGGACUUAUGGUCCUAUGUACUCAUAUAUCCCCCAUCACAUGAAUUUCUCUUCUAUGGACGCUCCUCCCCCACUCAAUGGGGUAACUUUGGAGGUUCAAGCUCCGGUGGUGGGGGCUAUGAUGGCGGGAUGAGUGGCGAAACCACUAUGGGUGAAGAAGGCGGCACCGGCGGCACCGGCGGAGGCUUUGGAGGAAGCUUUUAUGGUGGCGAAGGUGGGCAUUAGGGACAAUGCCUCAAUCUAAGAAGGGGGAGACCACUCAUUGGACAUCAUCUUUUGGAGAAAGAGGAAGUGAAGAAGAAGAAGAAGAAGAAGAAGAAGAAGAAAAAGGAAGAAGAAACAAAGUGCAUGGAAGAUAAAAAAACUCAAGAAAAUGUUGUUUUGAAUAACUCAUUUGCAAACCUUGGUGAUCUUAUGUUCUUUGUUUUUGUUCUUGAACUUAUGAAGAUUUGUUGAGACACUUGUGAACAUUUUACUUUACUCGAGGACGAGUAAGGAAACUAAGUGUGGGGGAGUUGAUAAUCG